AUGACACGCAAAGAUCUGAGAACAGAUGAUAAUAAGAGGUUGACAGUUGCAGAAAUUGACAAAAGGUUGAAGUCUUUCUUAGGCAAGCGUUAUUUACCUAAAGACUGCCUUACAUUCAGCUACAAAAGGCUUGGAUCUGGCCAUUACGGUGCUGUUUACGAAGGCCACCUGCGCCACCCAGAAAAAUGUUUCCAGAAUACAAAUGGCAGUUUAGUCCCCACAACUCCAGUUGCUGUCAAGCUGAUUAAAACUGACAGUGUCUGCCAAUUGAAUCGUAAAAUGGUGUACCAAGAGAUCAAGGUGGCUUGUGAACUCGAUCAUCCAAACGUUGUAAAAUUGCUUUAUCUUACUGACGGUGCUUAUCUUAAAGGAUAUGAUCAGUUGAUGAUGGUCAUGGAGUACAUGAAUAAAGGAAGCCUCUCUGAGUAUGCAAAGAAAUAUGGAGAGCUGUCAAAUCCAGAAAAAGUGUGUCACAUGCUGAAAAUUAUGCUGGAUGUUGCAGAGGGCAUGGUGUAUCUCUCUGGAAAAGAUAUCAUUCACCGUGAUCUUGCUGCACGUAAUGUGUUACUGACUAAAGUGGAAGGUGGCGGCGUAAGAGCAAAAGUGUCUGAUUUCGGACUGGCAAGAAUACUGGAAGGAAAUUACAAAUUGUAUAGAGUUAACAAAGAUGAGCUGCCUUUCCCUUGGAUGCCUCCAGAAUGUUUGGUACUAGACCCCUCAGACCCAGAGAACAUCUUUUCCAGCAAAGGAGACGUCUGGUCUUUUGGUAUCCUUAUGUGGGAGUCUUUCUCUGAAGGGACCCUCCCAAAGAAGGUUCUUAAACCAUUAGGAAUCACAGAUGGUGAGAAAUUACUGGCCGCGUACAAAAGCAAUUGGCGACUUCCUGGGGACAUAAUUAGGUGUAAAGAGGCAUACAAUCUCAUGACAAAAUGCUGGCAGAUGGAGCCAAACAGACGUCCAGCAUUUGUGGAGCUGGUUCAGGAAUUGAAACAUCUGAUAUCAAAAUUGGAGGUUACUAAAGGAGGUAAAUAA
Molecule: messenger RNA, 1032 nt
Organism: Candidula unifasciata
Lineage: Eukaryota; Metazoa; Mollusca; Gastropoda; Stylommatophora; Geomitridae
Source: the annotation of a GenBank genome assembly